This is a messenger RNA of Penicillium verrucosum, 1017 nucleotides long. RefSeq lists its product as uncharacterized. The record is from RefSeq and is a predicted model, not a curated record. NCBI's taxonomy places the organism in Eukaryota, Fungi, Ascomycota, Eurotiomycetes, Eurotiales, Aspergillaceae. Bases 1 to 1017 code for a protein of 338 amino acids. The transcript is spliced from 3 exons.
AUGACAUCCGGUAUUCUAGCAGUCGACUUCAUUGUCUAUGCUGUUGUGUUGGGCUACAAUGCUCUCUUUGUCGAAAAUGGUCUUAUAAUGGCUAUUCUCAUCACACUAUGCUCGUUGUUCUCGGUAUCUUCGACUUCGACUUCUUUGUUUACUUAUAUGUCUGGUUGCUGUCCCUGGAAUUGUUUCGGUAUCUGCCGUCGCCGCCGCGUAACCCCCAGUUCUGGCCCCCCUGGCGGCGAUGAUCCUAUCGAACUCCAAUAUCCUGGUUCCUCCCCAUCCGCUAACCCAAACGAUUAUCAAUACGGCGAGCGUGAGAUGUGGGGACACUUGCGACAAAGAUGGAUCGAUGAUGCAACCGAGCCCAACUGCACAGUACAGCUACCAAACUUUGAAUUUAGAAACUUGACCCAUGCUAAACACCGAUCUCAAAGAUGGACAACUAAUUUCAACCGCUGGAUUGAAGGACCUCACUUUCUCUCAUAUGACCUCGCGGCUUGUGGGCUCCCUGUAGGUGAACAAAGUUACCACGAUGUCAAGAUCACAAAGGACAGUGUCAUUCCGCACCCAAAAAGAGGAAUGGGAACUAACUUGUAUCAAAUCACGACUGCAAUGGGAGUUAUUGUACUGAGAAAUGCUUAUAGACACGAUGGACCUUGGUGGAGUCAAAUCGCCCUUGCACAGUACGAUAUUCACUUCGCCCGGAAUAUCCUGAGACACAUCUACCUCGAAAAUGUUGUCAACGACGAUACCGUCGACUGUGUACGAACAAUUUGGGCUGACACUCAGCCCCCUAACUCCGGACUGUUUGACACGUCUCCAGCAGCGAGCGAUCAGGUGUCCUGGAAUUUCGAUACUCCCGGAUAUAAGGCCAUUCUGGGUACAGAGCUUGGGAAAGGUGCGGCUGCUAUUGUUUUGUCGGCAUAUCCCAGAGGUACACAUCGUAUUACCAAAGUUGUGGUCUGGAGGCAGAGUAUCUUGCAGGUACGAUUUGAUAUUGAAAACAAAUCUUACAUGUAG